CGGCGGCGGCGGCGGCGGCUGAGACAUUCCCCGUGCGUAAUAGAGGAACGUGGGUUAAGGAAAAGCAGAGUUGAUAAGGAGUAAUAAAUAGACAGGAUAAGGAAGAGAUGGGGGAAGAAGGAGUGGAGUGGGAGAGGGAGACAGUCAGAGAACUGGAAAGAAGGUCAGGAGAACGAAACUCGACACGUCAGCAGCCGAUGAAUGGGAGGCCAACAAGCUCCCGCGGGGGGUGGCAUGCGCCCGCCACAUCAUCCACAAUCAGUCAGUCAAACCACCGAGAUGGAAAAUCCUUGCCCGCCCAGGCAAGUCGAAUCAGAGGAGGGGGAGGAGGAGGAGGAGCGUUAGAGCGGUGGGAGUAUGAGGGGAAGAAGGAUGCGGAGAGUAUCGACGCCCUCAGCCAGAAAUUGAACCGACUGAGAGCGACGUAUUGCAGUCAGGGCGAACGGUCCUCCCCCUUCCUUCCACUUAUAGACCACCACCCCUUCUUCCCACUGUGCUUGCCAAAGGAUGGUGCUGCUGCUACUCUCUCGCAUUCGCUCGUCGACGGCCCCAGCAAUUCAACUCUGGAGGCUGCAAAUUACCACGCAAGAAGAGAGAAAAUAUUGGCUAGUAUGCGUCUCACAGCUGGGGCUUGGCGUGGAUCGGCCGAUGAGCCGCCCGACGCCCAAGCGUCAGAACCAUUUUCCGGACUUGUUGUGGGAGGAAGAAGAACACCAUCCAGAUGGCCACCAACGGAGGAAGAUAACCAUAGUCGCCGUGAUAUAAUGAUAAAGGAAAGACGAUUGUCGCACUCCUCCUCGCAAUUGGCUGGGACCAUCUCGAUAAGGAGGAGGAGGGGGGAGGAGCCGUCGACGUUGUUCGGCGGCGGGCGACAAAUGCUCGAUCCUGAGGGGGGGGAAGCGCAGCCGCUGGAGAGCGGCCGCGCGGGGCAACUGCGCCGCCGACAAAUGCUCGAUCCUCUGGGGGGGGAAGCGCAGCUGGAGAGCGGCCGCGCGCGGCAACGACUGCAAUGUGCCGACGCCUACCGUCGCGGUCGUGGGGGGGCUUUGGAAGAUCCUGUGGACGCUGGCAGGCCGUUCGUUGGGCUGCGCUUUCCGCGGCCGCAGCAGGAGGAAGGGCAAACUCGCUCAGAGCGCACACUCCGACUACUCAGCGCAGGCGCACUAGCAACAGCAGAUGCGGAACGUCGCGCAUGCAGCAGUAUCCUCGGUCAUGACGAUACGGGUGACCUACAUGUAGCAGCAGGAGGAGUAGGAAGUCGACGGCACUGCAGGCAAUCGCAUUCCUUUCAUUUUCAGCUGACGGAGCAGAAGGCCGUCUCUCAUCAAUCUAGGUUUGACUUAGUCUCCGGGGACAUUGUGACGUCGGGAUCUCCGGGAAUUCUGUCAGGAGGGGCGUCGGCGGUUGCCUUUAGUGCGGCCGCCCGACGAGCGACAGUGGCCUGCUCCCCUGAAACUGCCGGUGCUGCUGCGGCUGCUGUAGAGGAGGCUGACGAGCUGGCUUUUGGUAUGUGCGGCGGCGGCGGGACUCAGAAUGACUUGGGAGACACUGUGUCUGGGCACAACGAUUGGACUUUUGUCACACCGCUUGACCGCUGGCUGCGGGAGGAGAACAAGCAGCUCUCUGAGAGAGUGUCCAUUAUACAGGAGAAGUACCAGGAGGUGCUGCAGGAGAGGCGCCAGCUCAAUGAGAAGCUAAAGAAAUCCAUGGCCGAAACUGAGUGUCUUGCCACAAAUUCCAAGAAAAUUCAGGCCUUGUGGCAGUUGCAAUCUUCCAGAGACAAUCAGAACCUGAAACUUGCAAAGGAGGAGUUGAGAGAGAAAGACCGGAAAAUAUGCUCUUUGGCGUUGAAGAUCGACAGGCAACAGGCUGUCAUCAAGAGUAUGCAAGAUGAGCUUUCAGGUUGCUCUCAGCGAAUCAUGCAGCUGGAGAAGGAUCGCGAUGAAGCGCUCAUCCAUCGUCAAAGGGCACUUGCUGAUGUGCACCAGCUUCACAAAGAGCUGUCUGUACGGGAGGAGCAGUGGCGAAAUGAGAUGCAGCGGCAGGCGACUGAGGCACAAUCGGCCCACCUUGUCUUGAAGCGCAAACUGCAGGCCAAGGAACGCGAUGCUGAACAUCUGCAGACGGAGCUCAGUACUGCUUUGCAAGCGAAACAGGAUGCAGAGACUCGGUGGAAGCGAGCUUCAGAGGCACUGUCGGAUGCACUUUUCUAUGAGAAUGAGCUCAUGCAGCAAAGAGAAUCAGAAUUGGCAAGAGCACUUGCAGAAGAGCAAGGGAAGAACAAGUUCCUGAUUCAUGAAUGCAGAAAACUACGAGGAAUGGCACAUGGGCACACCGCGUCGCAGAGCAUUAACCAUGGAGUGAGUGAAGACUUCGAGCUUGAUCCCUGUUUCCAUGUCACUUCCCAGUAGCACACACCACGAGCAUACAGUGCGGUGGGGCUGUUUGAACUUUCAAGGAAUGUCUUCUGAGUCCCUUGUGUGCAUCUUUUCCGGGAGAUGCGCCUGGAUGCUCCACGCUACUGCACACGGACUUGUUUGUCUUGUUAUGUUGUCAGAAAUUCAUAAUUGUAUAUAACAAAUCGUAGGAAGUAAC
Molecule: messenger RNA, 2595 nt
Organism: Chara braunii
Lineage: Eukaryota; Viridiplantae; Streptophyta; Charophyceae; Charales; Characeae
Source: the annotation of a GenBank genome assembly